CCUGAAAUGUCAAGCCUUUUAAAGCAGAUUAUUCUGCCCGUGUGCAGUGAAUGCAGCCCGAAUAACCUUUUGUCUACAAUUAAAUAUUCCAGCAUAAAUAUAAAAGAAAAUCAGAGAUGGGGAAGAUUGACUCAGGAGAGAUUGGCGAGGUAGAUCCUCACAGUGAUAGUGCAAACAGCUUGCUUCUAAUUAAAUAUGCCACCGAGUCUCAAAGCAUUCGCUUUCUGCCGCAGAGAGAGAGAAGCUGCUGAGAACGAGAGGAAGAAGUGUAUCGCCCCCAUCUCUCCGGCCGCAGGCUUCCUCUGGGCAUCGCAAGAUCCAGUCUUCAACGCAGUACGGACACAAGGUGAGUCGGCGAAGGAGGACAUCUUCUUUCAGCUGGAAACCGUUAUUGGACAUGUGGGAAUCUAAGAGGACUUGAGCCUACUUGCCUUCACUAUCCUUAUGGAUGGAGCCGUCGCUACGUUUUCCCCCUGCCGCUUCACUGUGGAAGAUUGCCGGAAGAUGGUGUGGAGCUGUAGAGGGACUGAGGCGGGCGAGUGUAGCCGCUCUGCGAGCACUCUUGGCGGGCGAGCGUCGCGAGUGGACGCUGGUGGAUCAUGAGAGCGGGCGCUGGAGAAGAGCGCGCCGGGGAAGGGCGUUUGCUCGCCGGCUCGCGUCUGAGGAUCCGCCCGCGACUGUGGAUCUGUCACUCAAACUGAGGAACUCUUAUUUUUUCUACUCAAGCAUGGCGGUGAUAAUUGGAUUGUGUGGACACCUGUAUGAGUGCAGUAUAUCCAGGGGAUUAGAGAACGGGAUGGCUCUACCAAGUGGGGAGGAGAGAGAGCUGAUUGAUCACACCUGCCGCUUGUUGCACGGGAGACGCUACCUGCUCAAAAGAAGUUCCAGAGAACAUUCAAACGGGACAAACGGACACAUCAUCUCGGAGCACUGGCUCCUUAAAACGGGCGACAGUGCCAUCUGAACGGCCGCUAUCAACUGAUUCAUGCAUCCUUUCAUUGGCGUGAUGACUGGGCAUAUUCUUUAUUCUUAUGGACGCCAUGGGGUAGGACGACGUGAACAGUGCAGACUUCAUAAGAGCCCACACAAGAUGACUGUCCGCUCUUGACUGAGGAAUUGUUCGUGCUAUGAAAACUCUCAUAGCAGCAAACUGUAAAGACGGAGGCAUGUCGCUGCCAGCCGAGAUUUGAUGUGUUGUUUGGAGACAGUAACGCGUUCGCCUUUGACAGUAAUCAAUGUCUCUUUUAGGUUCUGGUGCUGGACACGGACAGUUUUGAUUGUUUGUUUUUUGUCAACCCAUGAAAUAAAAUUUCUAAAAGACAGGACAUUGAUGGUUAUUAUAUAAAUGGUGUGGUGAUACCUGUGUUGGUAGGUCAAGGUAUCAUUCUCUCAAUAUUAGCAUUGUGUCGUCCUCCCUGGAGACGGUUGUAUCGGUCACUCGGAGAGUAGCAUGUCACAGGAAUCUUUGUAGUCGGGAGAUGAUAUCUGGACAGCAGAGGACUACUUGCCUUCUGGCGUGGCCAUACAAACUGGAUGAAUGGAGGAUGUCUGGACUCUGAUCCAGUAAUUUGAACUCCGAAUGGACAACAGCGUCAAGUCAUCCAAAACUCUGCUUGUGGCCCUUAAAAAA
Molecule: messenger RNA, 1630 nt
Organism: Pimephales promelas (fathead minnow)
Lineage: Eukaryota; Metazoa; Chordata; Actinopteri; Cypriniformes; Leuciscidae
Source: RefSeq, a predicted model, not a curated record